CCGGAUGGGAUAGAGGAAAAUGAAAGAUGUACAUGUAAGGUAUUAUGGGACAUGACCACCCAGUGUGACCAUAUUAUUGAGGCCAGAAGACCUGUCAUUGUUGUUGUUGUUGAGAAAGAGAGUAACAAGGCAAUUAUUGUGGAUAUUGCUUCACCAUGGGAUCACAGAGUCUAUGAAAAGGAGAGUGAAAAGGUUGAAAAAUACCAAGAUCUGAAGAGGGAGAUUAGAAAAUCCAUGGGGUAUUAGACGUGUGGAAGUGGUACCGGUAGUGGUUGGUGCACUCGGUGCAGUGAGCAAAAGAUUGGAUACAUGGCUUGACAAGCUGGGGAUUACGAUUAAUACGGGUUUCCUGCAGAAAACGGCUUUGUUGGGAACAGCAAGGAUUUUAAGGAAGGUAUUGGAAAGUUAAAGGAGGAGAACUAACCCAAAGGACCUUUUAACAUUGGCUAUGGCUCGCUCUCCGCUUGGUGUAAUGUCGGUACAACUUCCACCAGAGCUAAACGGCAUUUCGUUGAUAAUAGUAAUCAAUAAUUCUCAGCGAGAAAUGUGGCUUUGAAAGGACACUGCCGCAAACUGGUAUCACCACAAACCGGAUCCAGUCUGUCAUACUGAGAAGUACAAACUGUCGUGGGAUUUUAAGAUCCAAUUAGGCCAUCACAUUGAACACAACAAGCCCGAUAUUGUGCUCCUAAAUAAGGAAGAUAAAUGGUGCAUUAUAGUUGAUCAGGGGCACCCAACGACNAUAUUGCUUCACCAUGGGAUCACAGAGUCUAUGAAAAGGAGAGUGAAAAGGUUGAAAAAUACCAAGAUCUGAAGAGGGAGAUUAGAAAAUCCAUGGGGUAUUAGACGUGUGGAAGUGGUACCGGUAGUGGUUGGUGCACUCGGUGCAGUGAGCAAAAGAUUGGAUACAUGGCUUGACAAGCUGGGGAUUACGAUUAAUACGGGUUUCCUGCAGAAAACGGCUUUGUUGGGAACAGCAAGGAUUUUAAGGAAGGUAUUGGAAAGUUAA
Molecule: messenger RNA, 1009 nt
Organism: Porites evermanni
Lineage: Eukaryota; Metazoa; Cnidaria; Anthozoa; Scleractinia; Poritidae
Source: the annotation of a GenBank genome assembly